ACACAUAUCCCGCACAGCUGCAUUUAUGCACAGGACCGCCAAAAACGUCAGCAUGACUGGCAAAGGAUACAUGAUCUGGAACUGUAAUCGACCUCUCCCAGGAGAGACUAUUAAAGGCAUUCAAGAUACCGUUGAACGGGAUAAACUGUACGGGCCACUUCUUGAUGAGACAAGAGCAACAUAUAACUGCGCAGAGGACUGGAAAAACCAUCGGGAAGAAUGGAAAAAGAUUAUUAUGGAUGGUAGUCGGUUUGAGAUCAUCGUUACCGCGAGCCUUCCCAGCGAUCGCGCUGAGCCUUACUUUUGGCAGGGGCCCCUAGUCGGACGAUUCGUGAAAAAUCGAUCCUUGUCUCGACUUAGGAAAGCGCAACCAUGUCCGGCAUCUAUUGCGUUCAUCAAGCCACUGGACGAAGCGCUAACACCCGCCAAUGGAAUGUUCAAUAUCUACCCAGGCUCCGAGAAUCUACAAACGGAGGAAGAACUUAUGGCUAGUGGAAUUCCUGCGGAGACAGUAAUCAUUGGAAGAAAUCAAUUAUUAGUAAUUGGCUCAGUGUGGGUGGAAACAAGAGAUGAAGGGGGCGCCGUAUUCUUGUGGGCAGGUUACUCGUCCAACUUGAUUGGGAUUGAUGACAACAAAGCACUAGAAUUUAUUCAGGCUGCUUACAAAGGCGAUGCAGUGGACUAA
Talaromyces stipitatus ATCC 10500 is the source of this 685-nucleotide messenger RNA. RefSeq lists its product as uncharacterized. The record is from RefSeq and is a predicted model, not a curated record. Bases 26 to 685 code for a protein of 219 amino acids. Lineage: Eukaryota; Fungi; Ascomycota; Eurotiomycetes; Eurotiales; Trichocomaceae. The transcript has 2 exons.